Molecule: messenger RNA, 447 nt
Organism: Cooperia oncophora
Lineage: Eukaryota; Metazoa; Nematoda; Chromadorea; Rhabditida; Trichostrongylidae
Source: the annotation of a GenBank genome assembly
CUGUAUUUUCCAGUUCAUACACCUUCACGUCGAACCGGUCCACCAUCCGACGACCAUACCAUACGAUGCGAGCGGUAUUUCCUGAAGAAAAUUGAACGGCACAAGCAUCGUCGACUAGAACGGUUCUGUAUUUGUCCGGUCACUAAAUGGCUAUUGAUCAAAGAAAGGCUAAAUCAGGUUGACGCGAUGUUACAAAGAACAGGACGCUGUUGUUGGAUCAUAUGCUGCCCACCGUUAUGCUACAUAAUGCCGCGAGUAGCCCUAUGGCCACCACCUAAUGAAUACUUCUUUUAUGUGGACAAUAUACCGCCACGUGAACGAAAAGAAGUUGAAGGGCGGAAAGAGGCGAUUGAAAUCGCUUUACGGAAAAAGAAGAUCCCCAAAAUCUAUCGAGCUAACAAGUCCGUUUCCAGAAUCGAAGCUCGGGAAGAUGACAAUGACCGGUAA